This is a messenger RNA of Drosophila ficusphila, 1212 nucleotides long. Its product is annotated as odorant receptor 49a-like. Gene Ontology annotation, biological process: detection of chemical stimulus involved in sensory perception of smell; sensory perception of smell. Lineage: Eukaryota; Metazoa; Arthropoda; Insecta; Diptera; Drosophilidae. Gene Ontology annotation, cellular component: plasma membrane. Bases 1 to 1212 code for a protein of 403 amino acids. The transcript has 4 exons. Gene Ontology annotation, molecular function: olfactory receptor activity; odorant binding. The record is from RefSeq and is a predicted model, not a curated record.
AUGAACCAGCAAAAGAUUGAAAAUCAGCGUUCGCACGAGGAAUUCACCUUCAUGGCCAACUUCUUGUUCAAGAGCUUGGGAUACGAUUUAAUGGAUUCACCCAGGCCCAGCCCAAGGACCAGAUGGGUGGUAAUGCUCCAAAGGAGUUACUUUAUGCUCUGCAUAGUGAGCACUUUCUACGAGGCAUUCAUGCUGACCCUUAGGAUCAUUCAGUGGGAGUCCUUGGCCGGAAGUCCCUCUAAAAUAAUGAGAAACGCUCUGCACUUCUUUUACAUGGUCAGUGCACAGGUGAAAUUCAUCACAUUUAUGGUAUAUCGAAAAGAAUUGCGAUUGCUAAAUAAUAAUCUUAAGGAUUUGUAUCCUUCUGAUGAGCAGAAGCGAAAGGAGUACGACGUCAACAGUUUCUACCUCUCUCGAAGCACUCGAUAUUGUGUUUAUUUCUACUACUUUGUAAUGAUCCUAAUGGCGUUUGGUCCUCUCAUUCAGUCGUUUAUUGUGUACUAUGUGUUUGAAAAAGCAGAGUUUCCCUAUCGAAAAAUCUUCCCGACGCAACUUAGCUUUGAUUCGCAAACACCUUUUGGGUAUCUUGUGGCCUAUGUGCUCGACCUAACUUACAGUCAUCUCAUAGUGAACAUAAGUCUGGCCGCCGAUCUCUGGAUGAUGUGUAUGUCGAGUCAGGUCUCAAUGCACUUUGCCCAUCUGGCAAAGGUUCUAACCUCCUACCGUCCAAGCCGAGAAAGAGAAGAGGAAGAUUGCUACUUCCUGCGCACUCUGGCCAAGAAACAUCAACUAAUACUUCGAGUUCACAAGGACGUUAACGAAGUUUUUGGAAUACUCCUGGCCUCUAAUUUGUUCACCACUGCCAGCUUACUUUGUUGUAUGGCUUACUAUAUCGUGGUGCAGGGAGUCAACAUGGAGGGUUCUUCGUAUAUGAUGCUUUUCGUCAGUGUUUCUGGCCAGUUUUACAUGGUCAGUGCACAUGGGCAAAAGCUCAUCGACUUGAGUACAAGCAUAGCUGCCGCUGCCUACGAAAAUAAGUGGUAUGAUGGAUCGUUGCGAUAUAAAAAGGAAUUACUCUAUAUUAUGACCCAGGCCCAACGUCCUGCGGAAAUAUCAGCCAAGGGCAUAAUUAUUAUUUCACUAGAGACCUUUAAGAUAUUGAUGUCCAUGACAUAUCGAGUCUUUGCUGUUUUGCGCCAGACUGUACAGUAA